Messenger RNA from Elephantulus edwardii (Cape elephant shrew), 2812 nucleotides. It is a transcript of the gene MAP3K7, whose product is annotated as mitogen-activated protein kinase kinase kinase 7. Gene Ontology annotation, biological process: positive regulation of canonical NF-kappaB signal transduction; JNK cascade; protein phosphorylation. Gene Ontology annotation, molecular function: ATP binding; MAP kinase kinase kinase activity; magnesium ion binding. The transcript is spliced from 17 exons. The record is from RefSeq and is a predicted model, not a curated record. Lineage: Eukaryota; Metazoa; Chordata; Mammalia; Macroscelidea; Macroscelididae. Bases 157 to 1977 code for a protein of 606 amino acids.
GGCUGUGGCCGCUGCUGCUGUCCCCGCCACGGAUCGCCACGCAGUGGGGCAGUACGGCUCCAGACUGAAGGUCGAUCAGGAGGUGGGUGGGCGCGGGUCUCCCCCGGUGUGUCCGGGUGGCAGCCUCCCGGGGCCCCCCGGGCACCGCCAGGGAUCAUGUCUACAGCCUCUGCCGCCUCCUCUUCCUCCUCGUCUUCGGCCGGUGAGAUGAUCGAAGCCCCCUCCCAGGUCCUCAACUUUGAAGAAAUUGAUUAUAAGGAGAUCGAGGUGGAAGAGGUUGUUGGGAGAGGAGCUUUUGGAGUAGUCUGUAAAGCUAAAUGGAGAGCAAAAGAUGUUGCUAUUAAACAAAUUGAAAGUGAAUCUGAAAGGAAAGCUUUUAUUGUAGAGCUUCGUCAGUUAUCCCGUGUGAACCAUCCUAAUAUUGUAAAGCUAUAUGGAGCCUGCUUGAAUCCAGUAUGUCUCGUGAUGGAAUAUGCUGAAGGGGGCUCUUUAUAUAAUGUGCUGCAUGGUGCUGAACCAUUACCAUAUUACACUGCUGCCCAUGCAAUGAGUUGGUGUUUACAGUGUUCCCAAGGAGUGGCUUAUCUUCACAGCAUGCAACCCAAAGCUCUAAUUCACAGGGACCUGAAACCACCAAACUUGUUGCUAGUUGCAGGGGGUACAGUUUUAAAAAUCUGUGACUUUGGUACAGCCUGCGACAUUCAGACACAUAUGACCAAUAACAAGGGGAGUGCUGCAUGGAUGGCACCUGAAGUUUUUGAAGGUAGUAAUUACAGUGAAAAAUGUGACGUCUUCAGCUGGGGUAUUAUCCUUUGGGAAGUAAUAACUCGUCGGAAACCUUUUGAUGAAAUUGGUGGUCCCGCUUUCCGUAUAAUGUGGGCAGUUCACAACGGUACUAGACCACCACUGAUCAAAAAUUUGCCUAAGCCCAUUGAAAGCCUGAUGACUCGUUGUUGGUCUAAAGAUCCAUCUCAACGUCCUUCUAUGGAGGAGAUUGUGAAAAUAAUGACUCACUUGAUGCGGUACUUUCCAGGAGCAGAUGAGCCUUUACAAUAUCCUUGUCAGUAUUCAGAUGAAGGACAGAGCAACUCGGCCACCAGUACAGGCUCAUUCAUGGAUAUCACGUCGACAAAUACAAGUAAUAAAAGUGAUACUAAUAUGGAGCAAGUUCCUGCCACAAAUGAUACUAUUAAACGUUUAGAAUCAAAAUUAUUGAAAAAUCAGGCAAAACAGCAGAGUGAAUCUGGACGUUUAAGCUUGGGAGCUUCCCGUGGAAGCAGUGUGGAGAGCUUGCCCCCAACCUCUGAAGGCAAGCGGAUGAGUGCUGACAUGUCUGAAAUAGAAGCAAGGAUAGCUGCAUCCACAGCCUUUUCCAAGCCUAAACGGGGCCACCGUAAAACCGCUUCAUUUGGCAACAUUCUGGAUGUCCCUGAGAUCGUCAUAUCAGGCAAUGGACAGCCAAGACGUAGAUCCAUCCAAGACUUGACUGUUACUGGAACAGAACCUGGUCAGGUGAGCAGUAGGUCAUCCAGUCCUAGUGUCAGAAUGAUCACUACCUCAGGACCAACCUCAGAAAAGCCAACUCGAACUCAUCCAUGGACCCCUGAUGAUUCCACAGAUACUAAUGGGUCCGAUAACUCCAUACCAAUGGCUUAUCUUACACUGGAUCACCAACUACAGCCUCUUGCACCAUGCCCAAACUCCAAAGAGUCUAUGGCAGUGUUUGAACAGCAUUGUAAAAUGGCCCAGGAAUAUAUGAAAGUUCAAACAGAAAUUGCUUUGUUAUUACAGAGAAAGCAAGAACUAGUUGCAGAACUGGACCAGGAUGAAAAGGACCAGCAAAAUACAUCUCGUCUGGUACAGGAACAUAAAAAGCUUUUAGAUGAAAACAAAAGCCUUUCUACUUACUACCAGCAGUGCAAAAAACAACUAGAAGUCAUCAGAAGUCAGCAGCAAAAGCGACAAGGCACUUCAUGAUGCUCUGGGACCCUUGUAUUUUAAAAUAUGCAAAAAAAGACUGUUAUUUUUGUUUGUUUUUUAAAGGAAAGAAACGUGCUUAUAAUGACAGUUCAUGAGUGUUAGCUUUUUUGGCGUGUUCUGCCUCUAUUUGCUGCAUUUAUUUCAUCAUUUUUUUUCCCUUAUUCUUAUGGUGGACAUGCAACUCAUCUGUCUCAUUGCAUAACAUGAGGACAUCUGUGACUUGAAUAAGCAGCAGUUCUUAACGUCAAACACAUGCAGUGAACUCUGGCUGUAUAUGCAUGCACAUUGUGUGAAGGCUAGGCUAACAACAACGGGGUGUCAAAUUAGCUGCUAUAUGCAAACAUUGUCUUUUUUUCCUUUCCAUACUAGAGGUGGAACCUCAAGAAUGAUUCUGUUCUUGUAUCUCAUCUCAAAACAUUAAUAAUAUUUUUUUCAAAAAUAUGGUGUAUACCAAGUUAAAGACAGGGUAUUGUAAUACUAGAAUAAUUGGUGAUACAUCACAGAAAUAAAGAAACUUUAGGUAUAGUUAAAAGUGAGGGCCUUGAUGCCAGCAUUCUUGGAUCAGUACUGAACUUAAUUCCACCUGUAGAAUAUUUAAAGGUAAGUGGUGGCUGCUGUAGUUAAAAGCAAUUUUGCCUGGUUUCAUUCACCAAAAAUCAGGUUAUUGAACAAAAUGGAACUAUCCUUUUUGUUAAGGGGGAUAAAAAUAUCUAAUUCUCUCAUUGAUGAAUAUUAAAACUGUAAAGCUUUUAUGUCUCUAAUAUUAAUCUAUUAAAAGGCAGAUGAUCUUACUACAACUUAAAUAAUCAUUCCUUCUGCAAUGAUUAUUGAA